Zeugodacus cucurbitae (melon fly) is the source of this 1469-nucleotide messenger RNA. Its product is annotated as box C/D snoRNA protein 1. Gene Ontology annotation, cellular component: nucleus; pre-snoRNP complex. NCBI's taxonomy places the organism in Eukaryota, Metazoa, Arthropoda, Insecta, Diptera, Tephritidae. The transcript has 4 exons. Gene Ontology annotation, biological process: snoRNA localization; box C/D snoRNP assembly; maturation of LSU-rRNA from tricistronic rRNA transcript (SSU-rRNA, 5.8S rRNA, LSU-rRNA). The record is from RefSeq and is a predicted model, not a curated record. The coding region runs from base 45 to 1280 and encodes 411 amino acids.
AGUGAAUAUAAAUUUGAAUUUAAACAAGUGCAACUUUAUAAAAUAUGAAGCGUUUACAUGAAACAGAGGCGGCAGCCACGGAGUUGCCGGCAACGUCUGAUGCUGAUAAGGAGAAGCGUGUGAAGACAGAUAACUCUGGCACAACAGAGGAAGAUGCUGAUAGCGAAGCAGAUGAGAGUAGCAGCAGCGAUAGUGAUAAGGAAGAUUUCAACAGCAGUUGUCACUUGCCACGGCUUGGACAAUGUGAAGUUUGCGCCGCUGAUAAUGCGCGCUAUUGUUGCCCCAAAUGCGAGGUGAAGACUUGCUGCGUGCGUUGUGUACAAAUACAUAAGAAGGAGCUGGACUGUGAUGGCAUACGCGAUCGUACCAAAUUCAUACCGCUGAGGAAAAUGACAAAAAUGGAUUUCAUGAGCGAUUAUUACUUUUUGGAGGAGUGCACACGUUAUGUGAGUGAUCGCAAAAAGGACACAAUCAAACGUUUUACACGUUACAAUAAAACGCUACCAACACAUUUGUUUCGUUUGCGCGGCGCUGCGGCCGAACGUCGCACGGUGCUACGUUUUUUGUUGCCCAAUUUUACGCGCCACAAAAAUAAUACAACUUUCUUUGAUUGGAAUUUACGUAAAAUCUUUUGGCGCAUCGAGUGGGUGUUUGUCAAUGCGGGCGCAUUGCAGUAUGUAAACGAGCGUUGCGAUGAGGAAUUGACGCUGGCGCAGUUGUUGGACAAAUAUGUGAAUGUAAAAAGCGCUGAAUGCGUGCCACAAAAGAAGGCAUUGGAAUACUAUCAAAGUGCAGGACUCAACAAAUUGAAGUUGCUGCUAAAAGCGGAAGGUAUUAAAUGUUCGCGUACACGUUACUAUACUUUGGAUGUGCGCAAAACGUUAAAAGCUAACUUGGCAGGCAAAACAUUAGUAGAGUUUCCCUGCAUAUACGUUAGUUAUGAGGAAAAUCCGGCGGGUUGUGAUAUCAUUGACAGCGAUGAAGACGUCGAGGCGGAGACCAAAAGUCACGAAGCUAACAUUGAGGCCUUACACAAACAACGUUUGUUGGCGAGUGCAACAAAAAGCGAAGAUGCUGCAACUGAUGAGUUACAAGCGGCUUCUGCUGCUGAAAAGUUGUCCAAAGUCUCAGCAGAGAAACGACGUGUAGCGCGCGCACGCAAACGUGAGGAGUUUGAGAAAGCGCCUAGCAAUUUCCUUUUUUCCGACGAGCAAUUGUGGGAAGCGUUAUCGUCAUCAUCCUCAGGUGAAGAAACGGAGGAGGAGUGUAGUAAAAGCUAACUAAUAAGAUAAGCUCAAAACAUUUUUUCUGUGGAAACGUAAGUAGGUUUAAACCGCUAGUGCUUUUUAAUAUUUUGCAAAACUCAAAUAUAUUUUCGUUUUAACUAUGAAAUAAUAAUUGUGUACAUUGUUUCAUGCAAAAUAUUUAUUACAAGAAAUUUUUCCAUAGUUGAGUUAAAUAUUGUUUAA